CCUCAAUUCCUCCCAACUUCCUCAACUCCCUGUUCAUUCGAUCCAGCCUAACCAACCACUAUUAUCCCCUCUAUCUAUCCCCCAUAACCCAAGCCCCAUGACACCCGUCGAUCCCCAAUCGAACAAUCUAAAUUCUUCUAGAAGACUCCGAUCUCCAACCAUGACCCAUCGACCCUGAAAAUCCUGAUAAUCUCCACCGACCACGGAUCCGAUUGAGGCAACCACGGACCGCGCCCAUCGUUUCUCGACGAUCCUCAACAACCGAGAUUUGACAUCCCAUUUAUCAGACCUCGUUUCCCAGCCAUGAGAGCCUGGCAAACAACCUCCCUGCGCGCCUGCGCACGGCGAUCCUCAUUAAAUGCUCGCCGGGUGCAACGGCCCCCAUUCAGCAGCAGAGGGAGACACUCGAAUUUUUCUACCCAGGCUGGAAAUGCACCUCGCAAGUCUGCCACGUUGCCCAUCCUGGGCUCGAUUGUCGCUACCGCGGCCGUGACCCUCCUUGCGUCCGAGGCUUGGCGCGCCAAGACUGAUACUCAGCAGGUUUCUGCUGGGGCCAAGUAUGCGGAUGGGCCGACUAUGCUCAGGGCUGUCGAGGAGAUCAAGCAAGUCAUCGGAGAUGAGAAUGUAAGCGUGGAUUCUGACGAUAUUGAAGCGCACGGAUACUCGGAAUGGUCGACGUCCAACACCACCGCGCGACCGGUCGCGGUUUUCAGUCCAGCUUCAACAGAGGAAGUCUCCCAGAUCGCAAAGAUAUGCACCAAGUACAAGGUACCCAUGGUGCCGUUUGGGGCUGGCUCCAGCGUCGAGGGCAACUUCGCCGCUCCGCACUCAGGCGUCUGUAUUGAUCUAUCGCGGAUGAACCAGGUCAUCGAGCUGUACGAGCAGGACAUGAACGUGACAGUGCAAGCAGGCGUGCGAUGGACGGAUCUAAAUGAGCAGAUCAAGUCCACUGGCCUCUUCCUCCCCAUGGACCCCAGUCCAACGGCAUACGUCGGCGGCAUGGUAGCGACAAACUGCAGCGGCACAAACGCAAUGCGAUACGGCACGAUGAAAGACUGGGUUGUCAACCUGACAGUCGUGCUAGCAGACGGGACGAUCCUUAAGACGAAACGCCGACCUCGCAAGUCCUCCGCCGGGUAUAACCUCAAUGCCCUGUUCACCGGAUCCGAGGGCACAUUGGGAAUCAUUACCGAAGCGACACUCAAACUCGCCAUUAUUCCCGAAGAAAGCAGUGUUGGAAUCGCCACCUUCCCUACAGUGGGCGACGCCACAGCCGCAGCAUCGAAACUCAUCCGGGACGGAGUCCCCCUCGCAGCGUUGGAAUUCAUGGACGACGUCCAGAUGAAAAUCAUCAACCAAAAUGGCGGUGCUGGCGGGAGAUUCUGGUCCGAGGCACCGACCCUCUUCCUCAAAUUCACCGGCACCCGCACCGGAAUCACCGACAGCAUCCACCGCACGCGCACUAUCCUAAGCAAGAACAAAAGUAACGAGCUCGUCUUCGCCAACUCCCGCGAAGAAGGCGACAAUCUCUGGGCUGCGAGGAAACAAUCCCUCUGGGCCAUUCUAGCUGUCAGACCGGAAGGAACCGAGAUUUGGUCUACGGACGUAGCGGUCCCUAUCUCCCGACUGGCCGAAAUAGUCGAACUCUCCAAAACCGAAUCCAGCAAUCUCGGCCUCUUUUCCACCGUCCUCGGCCAUGUCGGAGACGGCAACUUCCACCAAGCAGUCAUGUAUAACCCACAAAAGCCGGAAGAGUACCAAGCCGUCAAGGCGUGCGUGUCGCGGAUGAUGAAGAGGGCGUUGGAGAUGGAGGGGACGGUUUCGGGCGAACAUGGCAUUGGGAUUGGGAAGAAGGCGUAUCUGGAAGAGGAGCUGGGUACAUCCACGAUGGAGUUUAUGAGGGGGGUGAAGAGGAGUGUGGAUCCAUAUUGGUUGAUGAACCCGGGAAAGGUCUUUGAUGAGUAUUAUCAGGGUAGAACAUGAUCGUUGAAAUUGGAUGGGAUGGUGUAUGUCUCAACGGUGGCUUCAUUUUGACAUCAUGGAAGUAUUCUAGUGACUCAGAUGUUCAUAGAUCUAGCAUCUGGAAUGAAACCGGGUGGGUACCCAGAACAGGA
Aspergillus sclerotioniger CBS 115572 is the source of this 2114-nucleotide messenger RNA. RefSeq names its product FAD-binding oxidoreductase. The transcript is spliced from 7 exons. Gene Ontology annotation, molecular function: D-lactate dehydrogenase (NAD+) activity; FAD binding; D-lactate dehydrogenase (cytochrome) activity. Lineage: Eukaryota; Fungi; Ascomycota; Eurotiomycetes; Eurotiales; Aspergillaceae. Gene Ontology annotation, biological process: lactate catabolic process. The record is from RefSeq and is a predicted model, not a curated record. The coding region runs from base 304 to 1983 and encodes 559 amino acids. Gene Ontology annotation, cellular component: mitochondrion.